AAGCGAGCAAUCUCAGAAUCCCAGUUUGGGAGGGGCCGAGCGUCGUAAAGUCUGACGUCUAUCGCACAACUGCAACCAGAAAUUCGCACCCAAACCCUCGCUGCAGCCAUGCCGCGCCCAUGCCAGAGACGGCGCGCCACUGCAGCUGAGAAUCGAAAGUCCAGAUCCACAAAACCACAAGGACCGCCCCCAAUCCGGCACAAAGCGCGCCAAAAAGCCAUACACAACGCGAGGAAAGCAGAGCGCGGAGGAGCACGUGGAGGAAGGGGACGAGGACGCGGCGGCCAACAACACAAUGGCAGCGGUCGGUUUGCACGCGGCAGAAAUAACAAUGGGGACCAAGAAGAGCAGGACUUUAUACCCCUGAGCGGCGGCGGCAACAAUUUCGAGGCGCUGUAUCGGGCAAGGCCAGACUAUGACAUGGACAGCCUGGACGAAAGACAUACCCAAAAGAGCGACAGCUACAGCGACGACGAUAGCUUGACAGACUCGGACAUACUUGACGACGAUGAGGAUUUGGAGGAUACCCAAGACAUAUCAAUCAAUAUCGAGGAAUAUCUACCCACACAUGGCAGGAGGAAAAACCCCAGGCCUACAGUCAUGUUCACGGUACCUGCUGCAGUCGCUGUCUACAAGGAAAUGUACUUGUCUCAGUUCCCGCUCAGUGUAUUGACGCUCCGUACCCAUUACGGCCUCUUUCAGGAAGAUACUACUCCAGAUUCUGGCGCAUACAUAUCUCUUGCUUCGUCCGCAGCCUCUCGUCCGCCAACGGUGAGCAGCGCCACAAGCGAGGAACCCGUUGUUGCAGAAGAAUCCCUAAGAACCGAUCUCGAGGCACAUAAUUCUGCACGUGACUAUGUCUUCAAUUGGGGAGUGAAUAACGGCAAACGAUUCACCGAGGUCGACGACAAGUAUUUGCGUACUAUUGGGGGUCAGCUAUAUAGAUAUACAGACAUGCAUCCUGGCCUGCAAGAGGCUUUUGAAUAUCACAGGCCGGGUCAAGCGCGUCUCUCGCCGCCGAAACCUGGCCCUCGGCCCCGACAACGAGGGUCAAAGGCGAAAAAAGCUGCACAGCAAGCUCCCCAGAAGCCUUCCGCACAUGGUCCAUCGCAGCCAGAGACGUCCAAGUCUCAAAAAGGGAAGCAAAAAGGCAAACGAAGGCGACCCUGAAGAACAUCAACAUGAUAGUCCAAUCGUGUACUAGCGGUCACUACCGCAGGUGCCUUUCACUCGAGCGUUUGCAGGUGGGCCAAGCGGUACAUUCACCCUUCACCACUCAUCGCCCACAGUAAAUAACUUGAAUAUUUCUCUUAUCCCGCCUUGUUUACUUGACAACAACCAACCCUCCACACCGCAGUACCCAUCGUCCUCUACA
This is a messenger RNA of Bipolaris sorokiniana ND90Pr, 1375 nucleotides long. RefSeq lists its product as uncharacterized. Lineage: Eukaryota; Fungi; Ascomycota; Dothideomycetes; Pleosporales; Pleosporaceae. The record is from RefSeq and is a predicted model, not a curated record. The transcript has a single exon. The coding region runs from base 109 to 1170 and encodes 353 amino acids.